Messenger RNA from Penaeus indicus, 2088 nucleotides. Its product is annotated as nephrin-like. The coding region runs from base 1 to 2088 and encodes 695 amino acids. The record is from RefSeq and is a predicted model, not a curated record. Lineage: Eukaryota; Metazoa; Arthropoda; Malacostraca; Decapoda; Penaeidae. The transcript is spliced from 13 exons.
AUGCCGAAAUGCCAUGCAAAGAGCCCCAUUUGGGUCCAGGUUCAUAUCGCCACCUCUGUCAUGCACAAGUGUCCGAAAGGCGCCCUGGUCCAGCGCUGCAUGACCUCUGCUAGUACCUCUCCGUCACGUGAAGAUUGUCGAAUUCUCCGACGUGAAAGAGAAACAUCAAACACACUACGGCUAAGCGUCGAAACCUCCGUAUUUACGAUGUCUCUUAUUACGUGUCCCUUGGCAGUUACAUUUGGCGAACACACAGGUGCUUCGCGUAAGGUGCGAAACAAGAAUAAAAAUUGUAGCAAAAAUGUAGACCAAAUGAAAUCAACAAGGAAAAAGGAAGGGGUACCAGAUAUCAACGUCAUUGCCAUCACCAGCGCCUGGAAUAAGGUCACAACUGCCAAAAAUCAAUGUCAGUUUCCUGUCAGCCACACUUUUCACUGCGAGCCUUUUAUGCCAUUCAAUCUGUCAGAGAAUUUAUGCAGAUCUCUGCACGUACAAGUGAUCUCCAACCCUCCUAGCGCGCCCGUCAUCACCGGGUACCGCAAGGAAGAGAUCCUCCGCGCCGGCGACCGCCGCACCCUCAGCUGCCGCGCGAGAGGCGGCAACCCGCAGCCUUCGGUAUCGUGGUAUCGCAGCGGAGAACUAGUGGACGAUACCUCCGCCAGGGACGCCACGGGGACAGUGAACACUCUCGACCUGGUCGUGACGUCAGAGGAGGACGGCGCCGCCUACGAGUGCCGCGUCUCCAACGAAGUGAUGGAGGCGCCGCUCACGGCCAACGUCACGCUCACCGUCUACUACUCCCCCUCAUCCGUGAGCCUAACGGGACCGAGCGAGAUUGAAGAAGGAAAGCACAUUACCUUUGCCUGCGAGACGAGCGAGUCGAACCCCCCGUCGUCUCUGCUUUGGACUGUGCAGGGAAAGGUGCUGAACAACGUGAAAGAACGGGUCAGCAGGGUCAGUUCAGGUGGCUGGGUGACCUCAUCUGAACUGACCCAGUAUGUCGUCAAGUCGCACAGAGAGACGGAGGUGUCGGUGGAGUGCAGAGCUGUGAACCCCGCCAUCGAUCGCGUUGUUAAGAAGAAACUGGUCAUUGGGAUCACACAGCCCCCAGGUCCGCCGGUGCUGGAGGGAGACUUGAGCACCGAGGUCAUAGCCGGGUCAACCCUCGACCUCAAGUGCAGUAGCAUGGGAGGUCAUCCUCCUCCGACAGUCAGAAUAUACAAGGAAGACAAGGAGAUCUUCACGAGCAUCUUGAGGAAGGAUAACGUGACUCAGGCCAGAGGAAAGAUCGAGGUCUCGCCCGUAGAUAACGGGUCAAAGGUUACGUGUGUUGUGACGAGCUCGGCCAGCAGGGCGCCUCUGCUAACGUCCGCUACGCUCACUGUGCUCUUCGCCCCUUGGGAAGUGGCGGGCUCGGCCAUUCCAGACAUCGUAGAAGAGGGACAAGUCGUGACGCUUUCCUGCGAAUCCUCCUCCAGUCACCCGCCGGCUAAUAUUACCUGGAAGUCCGGAGAGACAAUCCUGCAGGCAGAGAGUGUUCACUUCACCCAGGGCGCCUUCGGAGGCACGAAUACGAGGUCAGAGAUCCAGGUGAGGCCGACGGCGGAAGACAAUGGGCGAGCCUUCACCUGCGAGGCGGACAACGGGCUCGGAUCCAUUCUCAAGACGGACGUUUCUCUCAAUGUUUUACAUGGUCCUCGUUGGGUGGUCGAACCUGCUCCUCAGCUCGACGUUUAUGAAGGCGCAGACUUAGUCAUCAUAGCAACUGCUGCUUCAAAUCCAGGGCCGCCGAGGUACUGGUGGUGGCGUGGAGAGGAGACCUUACUGGGGAGUGAGAGUAAACUGCGCUUGGGAAGAAUCACGAGGCAGUUUACCGGGAACUACACCGUCACGGCAUACAGCCAGAAGGGCGCUAUCAACUCUACUUUCUUCCUCAAUCACAGCUCAGACCCUCAGCGAAGGCGUGGGCGUCGUGGUGCUGGAGCUGCAGUCGGCAACGCGGGCGGCAACGGGCGUGUAUCUGUGUCAUGCAUCGAACAUCGUAGCUUCGGCGCCGCCCGCACGCACCAGGGUUAUUGUCUCGCGUGA